UUUGUUUUGCUGUUUCUUAGUUGUCUUUUUUACAUUCUAUAUUAUUGUUUGCCGAGUUGUAGAAAUGCGAAUAAAGUUAUACUCUACCAUUAUAUUUGGAUUGUUAUUAUGGUGUCUUUAUGUAGUUUUUUUUCGAAACACUUCUCUUGGGAAUUAUCCUUCAUCGAAUGGGAAGAAUUUCAAUAAAUAUAUGUAUCGGAAUCAUCCUGUUGUCAACAUAGCUCUGGUUGUAUGUGGGCAUAGAUUACAAGAGUCACUUGCUAUGAUAAAAUCGGUUAUCCUUUAUAACCAUUAUAACGAAGAAAGUUUGUAUUUCUGGAUAUUUGCUGAAGACAAACUGAAGCCAGAAUUUGAUGAGCGGUUGAGCGAAUGGCGGAGCUUAAAGCAUUUUGAUUUUGAUAUAAAACCACUUACUUUUCCUACAAUCAACCAAAGAGAAUGGAAAACUCUUUUUAAACCUUGCGCAUCACAAAGGUUAUUUUUGCCGUUGUUACUUCCGGAAGUCGAUUCCGUUUUGUAUGUUGAUACGGAUGUUAUUUUCUUGUCUCCCAUAUCAGACAUUUGGCAAUACUUUUACCGGUUUAAUACAACACAAUUUGCGGCACUGACCGCGGAACAUGAAGAUGAAAAUAUUGGAUGGUAUAAUCGAUUCGCACGCCACCCUUACUAUGGUAAGACGGGUGUGAAUUCUGGUGUAAUGCUUAUGAACCUAACACGAAUGCGAAUUAACAAAUGGGUUUCACGCAUUGUUCCCAUAUAUAAUGAGUAUAAAUUACGAAUAACUUGGGGUGAUCAAGAUAUCAUAAAUGUGUUUUUUUACUACAAUCCAGAAGCACUUUUGCUUUUACCGUGCCAGUAUAAUUACCGACCGGAUCACUGUAUGUAUAUAAAUCUGUGUAAUGUAACCAUGGAUGGGAUACAAAUACUGCAUGGUAAUAGAGGUUACUUUCAUUCCAAUAAGCAACCACUUUUCAAAGCCGUAUAUAAUGCAGUAGAGAAUUAUAAAAUUGGUACUAAUCCAUACUUCGAUUUUUUAAUACCAUUGAAAGCGACGCUAAACGAAAAUCAGGUGAAGGAAACAAACUGUGGAAUGUUAUCUAAAGAGACACUGUUAAUAGCGGAAAAAAUAUUUGGAAGAUACCAAAAAGAUACAUAAUAGAUUAUUUGCAAGUAUUGUAAUUAGGAAAAUAUCAUAUAAGAGGCUAUAAUGAUAAAACUAAAGAAUGACGGUUUUAUAUUAUUUUAGUAUAAUAAACGAUAAUGAAAUGAAACCAAUUACUUUCGUAAUACUGCCAGAGUUUGUAAGUUCUUAAAGGAUAAGUGUUAAACAAUUGAAAUAUAUCUACAUUAUAAAUAAAAUUUUGAAAUCUGAAAUUUUUUUGUGGUUUUCGCUUCGCUUUUACUUCCUCAUUUACGGUUGACAAUAUCCAUCCACAUAUCAAGGACGACGUCAUACUGACUAGAUAUGAUUUUCCAUUUGGUAUGCAAAAUUUUAUUUUCUCGGUGUUAAACAUGUAUUUCAGUUGAAUAUGUAACUUUUUACUAUCAACAUCAAGCUAUGAAGAAAGCUAGAUUUUUCUCUCUGUUAAAAUUGGCCACUAGGAAUAACGUAAGGAAAAAGU
Messenger RNA from Ceratitis capitata (Mediterranean fruit fly), 1622 nucleotides. It is a transcript of the gene shams, whose product is annotated as glucoside xylosyltransferase 1. Lineage: Eukaryota; Metazoa; Arthropoda; Insecta; Diptera; Tephritidae. The coding region runs from base 65 to 1156 and encodes 363 amino acids. The record is from RefSeq and is a predicted model, not a curated record. Gene Ontology annotation, molecular function: UDP-xylosyltransferase activity. The transcript is spliced from 4 exons. Gene Ontology annotation, biological process: protein O-linked glycosylation via N-acetylgalactosamine.